AUGACAAUCCAAUAGCCAUCAAAGCUGUAAAAUUCUAUUAGCUUAUAAAUUAAAUAACAGAGCAAACAUAAGGAUCUAAUACAGAAGGAAAAAGAAAUAUUGGAAGAACUCCAGAAAGACAAUAAACCAGGAUUCCCCUCUGUCAUCGACAGCGGUUAAGUGCUCAAUCUAGAAUGCAUUGUAUUGCCGUUAUAUGGCAAUAGUCUCAUGGACUUGAUGUGCCAAAGAUGGGACAGAAAGUUUAGUAUUAAAACAACUAGAAUUUUGAAAAACCUUCACGAAUGCGGUUAUAUUCAUCGUGAUAUCAAGCUGGACAACAUUCUCUUAGAUUAAAAAGAAACCAAUAAAUCUAGAAAUCUGAUAUUAAUAGAUUUUGGACUCUCCACGAAGUAUACUGAUGUCAAUGGAGAACAUCUGGCCAAAACAGGCGAAGAAGUUUUCGUAGGGAAUUAAAUUUUCGCAAGUCGUAGGGCCAUGUUGACGAAAAGCUAGAGUAGACGAGAUGACUUGGAAUCAAUGUUCUAUAUGUUGAUGUUUCUGUUGUAUGGAGAACUCCCUUGGAAACUAAGGCAUUCAUCUGCUUUGGAUUUCAAUAGUAUUUAUGAGAUUAAAUCUAAAUAUACAUAUAAGGAACUUUGGCCAAAUCUACCUAAGUGUUUAAAGAAAGUAGCUUAUUUAAUAUGGAAAUUAAAAUAUAAAGAAAAGCCCGAUUACGAAGCUUAUGAGAGAUACUUCAGCAAACAAAUAAAAAUUAUAAGUGGGAAGGUUGAUUUUAUUUAUGAUUGGAAUGAAGACAUCAUGAGAGCUCAAUCUCAAAUCGCAUUAUAAGAGGCUGGAGAACAUUCUAACAAAAUUUAGUUUAUGCCUGAGAUAAGGUAGAGAGCUCUCUCAAUAGACAUACCUGGUACAAUCAAAGACAUUGCCGAUGGUUUAAAUAUUAAAUAAAGUUAUGUGCCUCCUAUAGAAGAAGAAGAGAAUGAAGAAGAAUCGAUACUUUCUCGAGGAUUAGAUAAAUCAGAUGUGGGUAUUGAGGGUUUGGAAGAUUGCAAACCUACAGAGAGAAGAGACUUUCAUAAAACUUCGACAAAACCUUCUCUAAGAAUGAUUAAUUAAUAUAAAAACUAGCCUAAUGAGUAGAGCUCUCCGGUUCAAAAUUAUGAUAUUCUAGACAUUUUCAGCUUUAAUUCACGUGACGCAGGGCUUGAAGAGUUCAAAGAAAGUGAAAGCUAUCAACCUAAUUUCAACAGAUACUCCAUGUCCCCAAAAGACAAUAGCACUCUACUUUAAAGUUCCCCUUGCAUAAACAGACCUUUCUCUUGGGACUGCUAAGAAUCACUCAUUAGUAAAUUCAUAGAACCCAAUAUAUGA
Molecule: messenger RNA, 1368 nt
Organism: Stylonychia lemnae
Lineage: Eukaryota; Ciliophora; Spirotrichea; Sporadotrichida; Oxytrichidae
Source: the annotation of a GenBank genome assembly